GAGGUGCUGGGGGGACCGUGACCAGCCGGGAGGAUGCUGAGGGGACGGAACCAUCCCAGGCUCGUGGGGAGCAUCCCGGCAUGUCCAGCACUGAGCCCCAUCUCUGCCUGCAGGGCCCCUGGGACUCCCUGCCUGGCUCCUCCUGCUUCUGCCCUGCUGGGCCCUGGCUGUUCUCUGUGCAGGUAGGUGCCAUGGCCCUGCAGCUCCCCAGCAUCACCAUCCUGCGGAUGCCAACAGAGGCCCCCCAUCCAGGUGAGAGCGUGACGGUGUCAUGCGAGGCGACGAGUGGGCUCCCAGAGCUGACGCUGCUCUACUGGCUGGGGAACGGCUCCUUUGUGGAGAGCCUGUACCCGGACGGGGCCGUGCAUGAGGGGCCAGUGCAAGAGGAGCUGCGGGGCUCGGGGGCGGCCCUGCGCCGUGACCUGCACUUCAGCUCCUUCGACACCCGGCACCUGCUCACCAACUUCACCUGCGUGGUGCUCAGUCCCUUCGGUGUGGACACCAGGGAGGUGCGAUGGCCCCAGCCAGCACCAGCCCCUGCCAACUGUCGAGAGCGGGGGGCUGGGCUGAGACCAGGGAGACACUCGUGA
Neopelma chrysocephalum (saffron-crested tyrant-manakin) is the source of this 590-nucleotide messenger RNA. RefSeq names its product interleukin-18-binding protein-like. The coding region runs from base 81 to 590 and encodes 169 amino acids. The record is from RefSeq and is a predicted model, not a curated record. Lineage: Eukaryota; Metazoa; Chordata; Aves; Passeriformes; Pipridae. Gene Ontology annotation, molecular function: interleukin-18 binding. The transcript has 4 exons.